CUCCUCGACGAAGUCUAUUACGCAUCCGGCUCUCCACCCCCGACUUGCCAUUGAUACAACGUCGAUUGACUGGACUACACUUCCGGAGACGAUUGGAUUUGGUCAUUGUCAGAGUCCAAACCUCAUCACCGGGCAAUUCCAACUACUUGACACCGCUGCGCAUCCCUGCAACAACACCGUCCUCUCAACUAUCGCGCUCUUUGCAGCUCGAUUCCCUCGAGCCUCUUUUCCCGGCAGCGAUGCCCUACCGCCUGGAUACUCAUGUGUUAACGGUGGAUGCGAACGUCAUCCACAAAGUCGAUACCGGCAAUCCCGCCAACUUGUAUUCCAUGUGGACAGUCUUCUCUCGCUGUGCAGAUUCAGUUGAACAAGGCCGCAGAUUAGAGAACCUGAGCUGGAGACUCUGGCAACGAGAACAGCUCAUCGACUACGCUCACAGAUCCUCAAUAGCCCGGACGGCCCCCAAGGAUAUUCCUUCCGAGGCCCGACUCCCCGAGCUUCCUCAGCUCUCUGGCAGCGUCGACUCCCUCGCAGACGAGGACACUCCUGAAUUCACUUCAGUCUCAGCUCCCCUGGAGAUCCGCCCCAGGAUACGACGGGUCGAGUCCUGUGCCAGCAGACGUGACCGCCACAUCAGCUCCGACGACUUUGAGAAGAUGGUCGUCUCCAUUGUCAAGGACAAGGCUCCCCUUUCUGCCCCAUCAAACACCACCUCCCCCAUCAUCGCUAUCACCCGCUCUGGAUCUACCACCACCGAAUCACGCUCCUCUGAACAGCCCUCCGAGGUAUCAUUAGCAUCUGUCGAGAUGUCUUCCGCCGCCUCCCCCAAGCACCUUGCUGGCAUCCCCGUCUUCAACGCACCCCCCAUGGAUGACAGCUUCCCCGAGCCAAGCUCGUCACCAGCUCACAAGCCCGUCCAGUCCAAGAGACAACCCCCCAAGUUCGCCCUGGGAGGAUCCGUCUCUUCAAGCGACUGCGGACAGAGCGUCGAUGCCCACAAGUCCAUCAUGACUUCCAAGAAGCCCAUGUUCAAGCUUGGUGGUUCAUCAGAGGAGGAUAGCUCCCUGGCCAGCAGCCGCAACCUGCCAUCUGCGUCCAAGCAGACCUCCUUCAGCAACAACAUCACUCACUACCCCGAUGCCGAGUCCGCUAUUGACUCCGACACUGAGGGCGAGUACAUUGAUGAGAGUGCCAUUGACGACGACGACGAUUCCUCUGACUGGGAGGACUCCAUCGACGAGAGCGGAAAGCCCAGCGUUGAUGAGAAGUUCUUCCAGCGUGUCGAGUCCAAGGCCAACCUGGCUUCACGACCAUCGCUCAUCACUCUGAUGAUGGCCAAUGACCGUGCCCAGAGCCUGGGCAACCACGCAUCUCAGUCUACUUCGGCUCUCACCAGAUCACGAUCCGCCUUUGCUGGAUCUUCCCUGGCUGUCUCCCCCAACGACUCUGACGAAAGCCCUCUUAUGAUGAAGGGCGCUCGCCAGACAGCGCUGAAGCCCAUCAACGAGAUUCCUCGAUCCAGUGCUCAGCCCAUCGUUGCUACCACCAACCAUGUACAUGCUCAGGCUGCUCUCUCUCCCCGAACCACCCGCCGCAACAUGCUCGCUACUGAGCUUACCGAGUCUCUUCGACGCCACCUCCUCUGGGAGCGACAGCAGAAGUCUUCUACUGCCAACGCUGUUCUCAAGCGCAGACACACAUCUCACGAUGUUGCCAACCUGAAGCAGUACCCUGAGCGAGCGUGCUUGAAGCAGUGCGAGGAUGUCAACGCUAGUAGCUGGAACCAGUACCUCACCAAGGAGGCCAACAACGGAUACCACUCCAAGGGGUGGUAGGUGACAGAUCAGCGACUUGAUUUAGUUGGCAGGGCAUAUAAUCCAUCACACACACACAAUGCCUUGACCGUGUACAUCAAUCAUUAUGGCGUUUGGGGGUUUUGAUUCACAUCAUCAUGGCAGCAAACUCUUGGCUGCACAGGCGAAACGGAACUACUUCAUGAAUGAAGCGACAUACUUUUACAUAUAUUCUCUUUCUCUUAUUCUUUUCUUGUUAUAUCUUGGUCUCAUAAUGUCUAGUUGGGACAACAAAAAACUCAUUCGCACUUUACGUGGCGUUGCUUUUCAAUGAUACCAUGGUCUUGAGCUAUUCGGAUCGAUAUUGGAUGAGCUCUGAUGACGCUCAUGGAUUUGUUUCUACUUUUGCAGCCCUUGUCCAUUGGGAAGCUGGGUUAUGCAUCAAGUUGUAUUUUAGUGGGGGUUGGGAAUAUGCGUUUCCAGGGGCGACCUUGGGCGAGGAAAAUUUUUUUCUUUCAUCACUUUUCUUUUUCUCAGCGAAAGACGAUUAGCGGGGACAACAGAAUCCCAUGCACGGAUCUACAGAAGACUAAAAAAAAAAAAA
Trichoderma atroviride IMI 206040 is the source of this 2397-nucleotide messenger RNA. RefSeq lists its product as uncharacterized. The record is from RefSeq and is a predicted model, not a curated record. Lineage: Eukaryota; Fungi; Ascomycota; Sordariomycetes; Hypocreales; Hypocreaceae. Gene Ontology annotation, cellular component: cytoplasm. Gene Ontology annotation, biological process: regulation of nitrogen utilization; negative regulation of transcription by RNA polymerase II; mitochondria-nucleus signaling pathway.